Molecule: messenger RNA, 3404 nt
Organism: Styela clava
Lineage: Eukaryota; Metazoa; Chordata; Ascidiacea; Stolidobranchia; Styelidae
Product: ralA-binding protein 1-like
Biological process (GO): positive regulation of GTPase activity; small GTPase-mediated signal transduction; endocytosis
Cellular component (GO): membrane
Molecular function (GO): small GTPase binding; GTPase activator activity
Source: RefSeq, a predicted model, not a curated record
AAUUAGUUACCUCAAUGUUGGUACAUACACAUCUGGAGCGCCAAAUUCAAAUUUAUGUCCACAUAGUUAGAAAAGGAAUAUUAUUUUUCACAAUAAAGUUGUGUAUGUUCAUUCUAAUCAUGAUAAUAUCUUGUUAUAGUAUUCCGAUUGAUUAAGAAGACUGGUUUGGUAUAUUUGUUUCUACUGGGAAUGUUUGUGCAUUCUAAAAUUCUAUAUUUUUGUUCUCAUUUUGUUGGUAUUGUUGGUUGGGAACCAUGUUUUAAUGUUAAUGACUGGUACUCCCAAAGUUUGUGAACCAAAAUGGCGGACACCCGAAUAUUAGGUAAUAUGUGUAGCAUGUUAGGGUUAGGCCAUAAUUUUAUUCCAAUUUUUCUUAUUUUAGUUCUAUUACGAGUUCAGGGACUAGUCAAGUGAUAGUAUUGUAUUUGUACCUGAAAUUAUGUACAAAUUAUGAAAUUGAUAAAUGUCCACCUUUCAAUCUCUAGAUUCGAAAUUUUGUUAAACUAGAUUGAUUAAGUUGAGUUUACAAAAUGACUGAAUCCGGUGAGUCUGGUGAAGAUACCAAUCGUAAAAAGAAAAAAGAGAAAGGAUAUCAUCAUUUCUUACCAGAUAACGAGACAGAUGAAGAAUCUCCAUUUUCAAAAAGCUUUGGAACUCCAAAAUCAGGACAAUCUAGAAAACCAAAAACAUCGAAAGGCCUCUUUAAAAAAGCUUCGUUUUCUAAAGGGAAACUUAGCAAAAAAGGGAAAACACCUGGGGACUCUUUGAACAUUCCUUCUGAUGUACCAUCCUCGACGCCAAAAUCAAAAGACCAUCGCGACGCGAAGAAAAAGUCAGCGAGUUUACCUAGAGACAUACAAAUAUCGUUUAAAGACAAAAAAGAUCCGCAGAAAAAACAUAAAUCAAAAAAGCGAGUUUUAUCGAACCCAAGCGAUGAGAUUCCUGAAAGCCUACCAGAAGAAUCCGAGGAGAUUGUCAACCCGGUAUUCAAAAAAACUCUAGAAGAGGCAGUGCAGCGCACUUGCUACCACGAUAACAUCCUUUUACCUGCUGUGGUACGAGACUGCAUAGACCAUUUGGAGAACAAAGGUCUAGCAGCGGAAGGAAUAUAUCGGAUAUCUGGAGUAAAAGCAAAAGUCGACGAACUCAUAAAAACCUACAAUCAAGAAAUUUCUCCGGAUUUGAAUCAAUACGACCCAUACACAGUUGCAAGUCUUUUAAAAAAUUAUCUACGAGAAUUACCAGAGCGUGUCUUGACCGACCAAUACUCUAUGAAGUUUGAAGAGGCUGCUAGUGGUUCAGAUAAAAUCCGAGCGACCAAAUCAAUUCUUCAAAAUCUCCCUGAAUGUAACCAAGUUUUGAUUUCGUGGUUAAUCGUACAUUUCAGUCACAUUAUUGAUCACGAGAAGGAGAGCAAAAUGACGAUACAGAAUAUUUCGAUCGUUUUAAGUCCGACGUUACACAUCAGUCACAGAGUUUUAAAUUUAUUCUUUACUCAAGCGAAACAGAUUUUUGCAGGGGUUGAAAUCAAACCAUUAAUCAGACCAAUGAGAUGGCAAGACUGGGCCACUAUGCCUCCAUUACCGAAAGAUCAAAUAGAAGUUGUUCAAGAAAUAAAACGUCAAGAAUUUGUUUUAAAUCGGCUUCACUCACAAUUACAAGCUGGUUGUAAAGACAGAAAAAAAGAUGAACGUUUAUGGGAAGUUCAGCGUAUCCUUACACAAUUAAAACGUCUGAAUCGAAAUUUCAAAAAAAUGCAAUCACAAACCAAACUAGACACGUUAACUAUGGAGAGCAUAGAACGGAAGCGUAAUCAACUACGAAGUAGUCCUGGGAAUCGUAGCACUAGAAGCAUUCAAGAUUCAGAAAGUGGGCAGACUCAGGAUAAAGAAACUGCAGCAGGGAAUAAUGAAAAGACCACAGAGGAUGAAGAUGUUACUGAAAGAACAUCUCCAGCUUCUGAGAAUCUUCAAGAGGAAGAGGAAACUGAAGAGGAAGAUCCAGAAGUGAUGAAGUUAUUACUGGAGGAAGAAUUAGAGAAUCUUGUUGAGCAGGAAGAAUUACUUUCAAUGCAACAAGAAUUGAAAUCAAGGAUCCAGGCUGAGACUGAAGAACUUGAAAGAUUGAAGGGAAUCCUUGCAAAUCUCCAGAGCCAAUCGGCAAUUAGAUUAGAAAGUCACGCUGAAUCAUCAGACGACAUUUUAAGCGGAGAGGAACGCUCGAUCAUUGUUUCCCCUGGUGGUGGUGAUUUGGGAAUCCUUGUCGAAAAUUCCAGCAGUGAUGAAAAUAACGAAGAUGAAAUCAUUGAACUGGAACGUUUAGAACGAGAACUCGUUGAAGCAAAUCAAGAAUACGAAAAGAAAAAUAACGCUUUGAACUUAUCGAUACACGAUGAAAGAGAGGCUGUAGUCGAAGCGAAAGUACGAUUGAGGCUUCUUCAUUAUAAAAAUAUCGCUAACAAAGCUGCUGCUAUUGCGGAAUAAAACAAGGCCGGGAACUGGUUUAAAAUCGGUACUCUUGGUACUCCUGUAGUAUGCGAACCAAGAUGGCAGAAACCAGAACGUAGUAUGUGUACCAGGUUAGGGUUAGGACAUAAUUUCAGGUACAAAUAGAGUCACUUGCUUAGUCCCCGAACUCGUGAUAGAACUGAGAUAAAGGAGAGUGAAAUAAAAUUAUGGCCUAACCCUAACCUGGUACAGAUGCUAAGUUCCGGUGCCCGCCAUCUUGGAUCGCAUUCUUCGGGAGUACUCAACUCCUUGAGCGAAGUAUAUUCAAACUGUAGCUCCAGCUCCAAUGGCUCAUUUUUACUUCUGAGCUAGGCCUCUCCUUGGUAGCAAAUGAUGUUGUUGCUAAGUUCACUACUAUGAAACAUCACUGGACGAGAGGCUGCGUAUCACCAUGUGAUUGGGCCAUCUUAUCGGCUUUCCUCUCCACCAGGAUGAAUAUAUAAAUCUUUUCAGCUCAAAUGCAUUUUUGAAUCAGUGGGGUUCAUAGCCAGACUUAAAUCACUUCAUGUUUCAAAUUAUCAUAAGAAAUUAAAUAUUGACAAAAAAUUAUGGAAAAUAUUUAUUAUAAAUUUGAAACCCUAUAAAUAUUUAUCCAAUUAUGAACAAAUAUAAAAGUUGUAUUAAAGUCAUUUAUAUAACAGUAAUAAAAGAUUAAUAUAGGAUAAUAAAAAAUUUAGAAUAUGAGAAAAUAUUAGAUAGGGAGCAGCUAGAGCCACUAGAAUUUUUGGUAGCUUUAUUGUGAUAUGCUUGGCUUCGAUAUCAUGUAACUGGCCUUGAAUAAAAUCCUCUAUAACUGCAAUAUUUUUAAAUGGGCUGGGCUUAUGAAAUCCAAACCAUUAAAAAUCUGAUGUAGCCUUUUUUUGAUUGUUUGUUGAGAAUACUAAAUAUAUAUCAACA